AUGAUGAAUAUUAGUGCAAAUCCUUAUAGCAGCGAUCAUGAAAGUACGUAUCGUAAUGCAUGUAUGGCAUCUGCUCCAGCGACAAGCGAUAUUAUGCAUUACCCAACAACUUCGUCUCAUUUGCAUGAAACUCCCAACCAUGCAUCGGGUCUUUUGUAUCAUCAUCACUCUCAUCUCUUGGAAUAUGGAAUAACAACAUCAAAUAGUCCCGUAAUUAGCGAAUCGUACUAUGAAAACUCCUACAAUAGUAGUAACAGUAACAAUAGUCAAAAUAAUCCAGUUUCUUACAAUGCGUCGCUUCCAUCUCCCGAUCAUCAUAUUAUCAGUUCAGAUAACGGACUGAGUUACACAAAUUUAGAUUACAUGUAUUCAACUACAGGAACGGCAGGAUAUAGUUAUGAAGAUCGCUUACGCAUGCCAAAUUCACAAUAUGAUCAACAUCACGCAAGUAUAUCACAAUGUUCGAGUUACACAAAUUCACAAACCUGGCAUCAUCAUCAUCCGUCGAUGUCUUCUUUCUCCGCAUCAGAAGCAGUUUCGUCAAUGGGUGAUGUAGUUGAUGUCAAAAUGGAUCAACGAAAGUAUGCCUCUUCAAGUCAAGGAUAUGGAAUGACAAACACAAUACCAACAACGACACAAACAACGGGUAUUAUUAAACAAAAUGAUGUCUUGAAUGAGACAACUUCAGUUCCUAAUACAACACAACAACAAGCGCCAACGUAUAAAUGGAUGCAAGUCAAACGAAAUGUGCCAAAGCCUCAAAGUUCCAAAUCACCCGUAAUGCAAGAUUACGUUCUUCCAGUACAUCAACUUGAAAUGUGCAAAGGAUAUCCUAAUUCGUUAUUAAGUAAUGCUACAAAUGCUGUUCUCAUGAACAAUAACAACAAUACAGGUCGUACUAACUUUACAAAUAAGCAAUUAACGGAGUUGGAAAAAGAAUUCCAUUUUAAUAAAUACCUAACGAGAGCAAGAAGAAUUGAAAUUGCAAAUGCUUUGCAAUUGAAUGAGACGCAAGUAAAAAUAUGGUUUCAGAAUCGCCGAAUGAAACAAAAGAAACGAAUAAAAGAAGGGCUUGUUCCAAUAGAAGCAAGUUCCUGUAGUUCACCUAAUCCAACGUUGAUUACAUCAUCCUCACAAGGAGGCAGCGGCGAAAAUAGUAGAGAAUCAGAAUAAUAAAUAUUUAAAAAUGAAUUAUGUUUAGAUAUAGAAAAUAAGAAUCAUUUUAAACUUUAACUAA
Culicoides brevitarsis is the source of this 1237-nucleotide messenger RNA. RefSeq names its product homeotic protein labial-like. The transcript is spliced from 4 exons. NCBI's taxonomy places the organism in Eukaryota, Metazoa, Arthropoda, Insecta, Diptera, Ceratopogonidae. The coding region runs from base 1 to 1173 and encodes 390 amino acids. Gene Ontology annotation, molecular function: RNA polymerase II cis-regulatory region sequence-specific DNA binding; DNA-binding transcription factor activity, RNA polymerase II-specific. Gene Ontology annotation, biological process: regulation of transcription by RNA polymerase II. The record is from RefSeq and is a predicted model, not a curated record. Gene Ontology annotation, cellular component: nucleus.